Molecule: messenger RNA, 1317 nt
Organism: Alligator mississippiensis (American alligator)
Lineage: Eukaryota; Metazoa; Chordata; Crocodylia; Alligatoridae
Product: pancreatic lipase-related protein 2
Exons: 11
Coding region: 1-1317 (438 amino acids)
Biological process (GO): lipid metabolic process
Molecular function (GO): protein binding; triacylglycerol lipase activity
Source: RefSeq, a predicted model, not a curated record
AUGAAGGUGAAAAAGCCAAAAGGAAGAAGAGGCAAAGAAGUUUGCUAUGAAAGAAUCGGCUGCUUUUCAGAUAAACCACCAUGGUCUGGAAUAGCAGGGAGACUUCUGCCAGGUUUGCCUGACCCUCCAGAAGGUGUGAACAUCACCUUCUCCCUCUACACCAAAGAAAUUAGAAAUAGAUUUCAGAUUCUCUCUGCAAUAUAUCCUUCAACCAUCACAAACUCGAAUUUCUCCUCCCGUAGAAGAACCCGCUUCAUUGUACAUGGAUUCAAAAGCAACGCAAAGAAUACCUGGGUGGUACACAUGUGCAUGCUCUUAAUACAAGUGGAAGAUGUGAACUGUAUUGCUGUGGACUGGGAAGAUGGUGCAAAAGACACGUAUAUCAGAGCAGUGAACAACAUCCGUGUUACUGGGGCUGAAAUUGCUUAUUUCAUAAAUACUCUCAAGAAAAUGCAUAGAUACCCCGCUUCAAAAGUCCACAUCAUUGGCCAUAGUCUCGGUGCACAUGCCGCAGGAGAAGCAGGAAGAAGGAUAAAAGGCAUCAAAAGAAUAACAGGCUUGGACCCUGCUGGAAUGUUUUUUGAAGGAGCCCCUCCUGAAGUUCGACUGGACCCUUCAGAUGCAUUAUUUGUCGAUGUGAUUCAUAGUAAUGCUGCCCUUUCUCCUGUUGUAGGUUUUGGGAUGUAUCAAGCCACAGGAGACCUUGACUUUUACCCAAACGGAGGACAUUCAAUGCCUGGAUGUGUUAAUCAGGAAGACGUGGAUUCUGAAUCUUUUGUUGACGAGACGUUCAACGUUAUUUGGUGCCAUCAUUCACGCAGCCAUGAGUUUUAUUUAGAAAGUAUCCUGCACCCUGAUGGAUUCCUUGGUUAUCCCUGUAUGACAUAUGACUCCUUCCAGUCGGGAGCCUGCUUCCCAUGCCCCAGGAAAGGCUGCCCAAUGAUGGGUCACUACGCUGAUCGGUUUCCAUAUAAACUGAAGACAAGAAACCAAAUUUUUUUUUUAAAUACAGGAGGCUUCCCACCCUUUAUUAGUUGGAGACAGAAGGUCUCUCUCAAACUGUCUGGAACAAGGAGCGUGAUGGGGGAAAUAAACAUGGUUUUUCAUGGCACCGAGGGGAACACCCAGCAGUACCAAAUUGACAGGGGGGUCCUCUGUCAAUACAACAUUUAUACAAAGUACAUCGAUUUGGAAAUGAAUCCCAGAGAAAUUACAAAAGUUGAAUUUCUCUGGAGGCAGACUCCAUUUACUUCGUUCUGGGCCGAACUGGGAGCAGAAAUAGUCAGCAUAGUCAAUGGAAAAGAGGGACACACGUGA